This is a messenger RNA of Loxodonta africana (African savanna elephant), 2482 nucleotides long. It is a transcript of the gene BFAR, whose product is annotated as bifunctional apoptosis regulator. The coding region runs from base 292 to 1644 and encodes 450 amino acids. Gene Ontology annotation, molecular function: protein binding; ubiquitin protein ligase activity. NCBI's taxonomy places the organism in Eukaryota, Metazoa, Chordata, Mammalia, Proboscidea, Elephantidae. The record is from RefSeq and is a predicted model, not a curated record. Gene Ontology annotation, biological process: proteasome-mediated ubiquitin-dependent protein catabolic process. The transcript is spliced from 9 exons.
CCGGCCUCGGUUACUUCCGGAAGUGAAGUUGCACCUUCUCCUCUGCUUCCGCGGGGUCUGGACCCGGGCGAUGUCUGGGUUGGCCCCAGGAGGAGCGGAGUGGACAGAGUAGAACUGCCCCAUAAAGUUUCCAAGGAUUGGCUGGUGGAUUCAAACUGCCGACCUCUCGGUUAGCAGCCCAACGCCUAACCACUGCACCACCAGGGCUCCCCUAAAGAUGUAAUGAUGCUUUGCAGUAAUUUUCUAAGUCUGGAUUUUUCUAUGUCUGUGGAUCCCAGAACUAGCUAAGAGAUGGAGGAGCCUGAGAAAAAUGAUCUGAACGUGACAAGCCUUGAGAAGGAUGACCCUCUCCAAAGCACCAGCCCUCAGAUUUCUGUCAGUGAAUUUUCUUGCCACUGCUGUUACGACAUCCUGGUUAACCCUACCACCUUGAACUGUGGGCAUAGCUUCUGCCGGCACUGCCUAGCUUUAUGGUGGGCAUCUUCAAAGAAAACAGAGUGUCCGGAAUGCAGAGAAAAAUGGGAAGGCUUCCCCAAAGUCAAUAUUCUCCUCAGGGAUGCAAUUGAAAAAUUAUUUCCUGAUGCCAUUAGAAUGAGAUCUGAAGACAUUCAACAGAACAAUGACAUAGUCCAGAGUCUCAUGGCCUUUCAGAAGUAUGGGAAUGAUCAGAUUCCUGUAGCUCCCAACACAGGCCGAGCGAAUCAGCAGAGAGGAGGGGGAUUCUUUUCCGGAGUGCUCACAGCUUUAACUGGUGUAGCAGUGGUCCUGCUCGUGUAUCACUGGAGCAGCAGGGAGUCUGAGCACGACCUCCUCGUUCACAAGGCUGUGGUCAAGUGGACAGCGGAAGAAGUCGUCCUCUGGCUGGAGCAGCUGGGGCCGUGGGCCGCUCUCUACAGAGACAGGUUUUUAUCUGAGAGAGUAAAUGGAAGAUUGCUUUUAACUUUGACAGAGGAAGAAUUUUCAAGGGCGCCAUAUACCAUAGAAAAUAGCAGCCACAGGAGAGUCAUCCUCAUGGAACUGGAACGUGUCAAAGCACUAGGUGUGAAGCCCCCCCAAAAUCUCUGGGAAUAUAAGGCCGUGAACCCAGGCCGGUCCCUGUUCCUUUUGUACGCCCUCAAGAGCUCACCCAGACUCGGUCUGCUGUACCUGUACCUGUUUGACUACACAGACACCUUCCUACCCUUCAUCCACACCAUCUGCCCUCUUCAAGAAGAUGACUCUGGAGAAGACAUCAUCACCAAGCUUCUGGACCUUAGAGAGCCCACGUGGAAGCAGUGGAGGGAAUUCCUGGUCAAAUACUCCUUCCUCCCAUACCAGCUGAUUGCUGAAUUUGCAUGGGACUGGCUGGAGGUUCAUUACUGGACGUCACGGUUUCUCAUCGUCAAUGCCAUGCUACUCUCAGUUCUGGAGUUAUUCUCCUUGUGGAGGAUCUGGUCAAGAAGUGAACUGAAGACAGUGCCUCAGAGGAUGUGGAGCCAUUUUUGGAAAGUAUCAACGCAGGGGCUUUUUGUGGCCAUGUUCUGGCCCCUCAUUCCUCAAUUUGUUUGCAACUGUUUAUUUUACUGGGCCCUGUACUUUAACCCAAUUAUUAACAUUGAUCUCGUGUUCAAGGAAGUCCGGCGGCUGGAAACUCAAGUGUUGUGACUGGCAGUGCCCAGGCUCUGCGUGACUCUUGCAGCCUCACUGAUGUCUGCGCUUUGAUGUUAACAAGGGCUGAAGGGAGGAAGUGGAAUUCCUACUUUCUACCCCGCGUAAAAUGAGGUGCUGCUUUGUAUGUUAAAGGCUACAGUCAGGUGCUCUUCCGCUCUGCUUGUGGCCUGGUGGCAGCAGGGACUGGCAUCCCAGAGCACGGUGGACUGUCUCUUUGGCCAAGGCAGCAGCAGCACCUCCCGCCCAGCUGCCUUCCUCACAGGGACUUGUGAGGUUCAGGCCCUCGACAGCUGGCAAGGGCUCUUGGAGUCUUCAGAGGAUACCGUGUGGUCAGCAUCUGAAGGCCUGCGGGCCCCCCUUGCCCUAACUGCAGCACCCAACUGAGGCUCCCAGGGUGAAUCGGAGCCCAGAGACCAAGACAAGACCAGGCUUAUCCUAUGAGUCAAGUUUAAGGAAACAGGGAAAAGAUACUGUCAUAGGCAUAGACAGUUGCACAUAAAAAAAAUACAGAGGAAAUACCACGGUUUGAUCAACGAUUCUAUUUUAGUGAAGACUUGCUAGAAGACUUCAGCAUGAAACUUGUAAACAGAUUCAGUUUGAGACUGGAAUGAUGGUUACACUGGGAGUCACUGUUCUCUGCAUGUCAUCACUGACUUUCGAAUCUGUUUCUCUGAGAGGGGCUGGGGGCUGGAGUGGGGUGGGGGCAGUUAAUGGGUGGUAGUUCACACCAGGUCCGGAUGCCUCCACACUACCUUAAAAUGGCUUUUGUUUUGUUUUUAAGAGUUUAACCUGUAAAAUAAAUUCCAGGACAGUCCUUUUGUUCCAGAAAGCA